AUGCCGAAUGAACACAAAAGAAAGCGACAACCAGAGCUUAAACCUAAUACCCAUAAAAAACCAGCCAAAACCAUAAGCAACGGAAAAGAAGAAGAGCCAUUCCCAACUCACGCUCGACCUACACCAGAUGAAUGCAGAGCAAUACGAGACUCUCUCUUGGCCUUUCACGGCUUUCCUCAAGAGUUUGCAAAAUAUCGCAAACAGAGAGACGAUGAAGGUUCUUCCCAUUUAAUAAACAGUUGUGAUAAAAAGAAUGACAGUGGGGUGAAAGUGGAAGAAGAGGAGAGUGUUUUGGAUGGUCUAGUGAAAACAGUACUAUCCCAGAAUACUACAGAGGUUAAUUCUCAAAGGGCUUUUCUUAAUCUCAAGUCUGCUUUUCCAACUUGGGAAAAUGUGAUUGCUGCUGAAUCAAAAUGUGUAGAGAAUGCUAUAAGAUGUGGAGGUUUAGCUUCAACAAAGGCUGCAUGCAUUAGGAACAUAUUGAGUUGUUUGAUGGAGAAAAAAGGAAAAUUAUGCUUGGAGUACCUUCGAGAUUUGUCAGUCGCGGAAAUUAAGGCUGAGCUCUUUCAUUUCAAAGGAAUUGGGCCCAAGACGGCCAAUUGGCAUCUUUUGAAGAAUGCGAUUCUUCUUCAUCUCUUUUUAACUCAUAAGAAAAGGAGGAAGGAAUCUGCUGGUGAAGAGAGUCUUGUGCUGCUUGCUAGUGCAGCCCAGGGAAACGUCUACAUGGAUGAUAUCUCGACACAAAGAGAAAGGUUGAGUGAAAGCAAAGAUAGUUUAAUUCCUUUUGCCAAGAUAGAAUUGACGCCCAAUUACCCAGAUAGCAACUUCAGCUUUUUGUUUUUGGAGAUGCGUGCAUGGCGAAAUAAUGGCUACAAGGAUGCCAGAACAAACCGAUCCUUGGUAGCUUGUGUUUUGAUGUUCAACCUUCAGAAAGAUGAUUUCCCAGUGGACACACAUGUGUUUGAAAUUGCAAAGGCCAUUGGUUGGGUACCAGGAGUGGCAGACCGCAAUAAGACAUAUCUUCAUCUCAAUCAUCGCAUACCGGAUGGACUAAAAUUUGAUCUGAAUUGUCUUUUAUAUACACACGAGGUGAAUCCUUACACUGGCGGUGAGAAACGGGCUAUGAGAUCUGAAGAGGGGAAUGGAAGUGGAAAGUCUGUGGACGAAGUUUCAUCUAAGAUGGAUAAGAAUGCAAAAAGAAAAGCUCGGCGUAUGAACUGGAGCACAAGAAGGGGUCACCAGAAUGCUCAUAAGAAGCGAAGGAUUAAAAAGAAGAAGAAAAUUUUUGUCUUGAUCCUCCCCAAAAGCCUGAAUGAUCUUGUUUAUGAUCAUUCUGUGCCAUCCCUUGCUCCAUUUUCUUCUCAAGUACCUAAGUUUACACACUAUAGGGAGUCUCUAAUUUCUUUCAAUCACUCGCAACAGAAUCAGUACUUAUGUUGUGAUUUUACAUCCAAGUCCAUAUUUCUCAGCUCUCAGAAUGUUGCAGCUGACACCUAUGACAGAAAACUAGUUGUCAAGCCUACGCCAUUGUAUAUUUCAAAGGGCUGUGAAAGUCUGUAUAUCCGGUUAGGGCUUGCUGGACGGGCAGAUGUCUGCAGCUCCUCUUGA
Dovyalis caffra is the source of this 1608-nucleotide messenger RNA. The record is from the annotation of a GenBank genome assembly. NCBI's taxonomy places the organism in Eukaryota, Viridiplantae, Streptophyta, Magnoliopsida, Malpighiales, Salicaceae.